Molecule: messenger RNA, 1395 nt
Organism: Cotesia glomerata
Lineage: Eukaryota; Metazoa; Arthropoda; Insecta; Hymenoptera; Braconidae
Product: dnaJ homolog subfamily C member 28
Exons: 5
Coding region: 98-1189 (363 amino acids)
Source: RefSeq, a predicted model, not a curated record
UUCUAAAAGUGACAUAAUACAAAUUUUUACGCAGUAAAAAAUUUUUAAAUAAUAAAAUAAGUAAUUUAUUAAUUGUUCGAGUGAUAAAUAAUUAACAAUGUUAUUUUCUUCACCUAAUUGUUCGGUUUCCAUAAAUAAGUUAAGUUUUUGCUUGCAAAGAUUAAACGUGAACAUAAAACAAUGUCGCUACAAACAUCGGACAUUAAAGAAAUCGUAUGAAACACUUGGAUUGAGGGAAGAUUGUGAAGAUGAAGAUUUGAGGUUAGCGUUUGUUCAUUUAGCCAAACAAUACCAUCCAGACAGCGGGUCAUCAAGGGCUAAUUCGAUGAAAUUUUCUGAAAUUGAAAGUGCAUACAGAUUGAUUCAACGCGAAAGAAGUUCUUGCAAAGAAGACAAUGACUCAUUGCUGGAAGUCGAAGAAUUUGAUAUCAAACAUACAGCACCCCAACAUCGGCAUUUCUUGGCCUACGACACUGGCAUUGGCACAUUGUCGGAAAGACAAAGAAGACAUACUAGAGAAAGAGCGCAAAAAGCCAUCGACAAUGUAAUGGAGCACAGAUUGCAGAAAAUACAAGCUGCUGAGAGAAAUACUCUGGUAGGAAUGGACAAGCGUCGUGCUGGAGAUGUCAAAACGCGUUUUGGUAUUGAUAGAUUGGUUGAAGACUUGAUUCAGGAGUCUAUGAACAAAGGAGAGUUUAAAGACCUGCCUGGUAUGGGAAAACCUCUGAGAGAUCGAGCUAGCGCACAAAACCCUUAUGUUGAUUUUGUUACUCAUAAAUUGAACGAGAUAUUAAUUGACAAUGGAUUUACCCCAGAAUGGAUACGGCUAUCGAAAGAAAUACGAGAAGAAACAAAAGAGCUAGAAAAUUACUUGACGGAAGUACAAAAUGAGUUGGGCCCUGCGCCUCUGUCAUUUGACGAGGAUAAAUUAUGGCAAAACGCAUUAAAAAACUCUGAAGAAGCUGUAAAAAAUAUAAACAAAAAAAUCAAUACAUACAAUUUGCUUGUGCCUAUUCUUCAGAAACAAAUGUUGUUGAUUGACUUGAACAGUAUUGCUAAAAAAAUUAUUGAAAAGCCACCUUCUCCUCAAAAUAAAAAAUCUAGAGAUAAUGUGACAGUUGAUAAUAAUUCAAUGUCUACUGGGAUGUUAGAUUUACUUUCUUGGGUAUUUGAUCGUAAAAAAACUUGAUUUAAGGUAGUUCACUCAUCAACAAAAUUAGGUACAUACGCUGUUAAAAUUGAAAAUCAAUUGACCUUACCAAACUUGAGAUAAUUGUAAUUAAAAAUGACAUUUUGCAGAAGUAAUGCGGCAAAAGACUGAAAAAUCACAAAUUUUUAUUCUUUUGGCAUGGAAGGACCUAAAAAAUUUCGAAGCUCCUAAUUAUGUAGUUUUUU